AUGGCGACCAAGGUGAAUGAGAAUGGCAAAAAGCCUACCUCGGCGGCGACCAACUUGGUCGCUGGCGGAGGAGCAGGCAUGAUGGAAGCGCUUGUAUGCCAUCCUCUCGACACGAUAAAAGUCCGUAUGCAGCUUUCCCGCCGCGCACGGCAACCAGGCGCACCGAAACGAGGCUUCAUCAAGACCGGCGCCGAGAUCGUGAAGCGCGAGACACCGCUAGGUCUCUACAAGGGGUUAGGCGCGGUGCUCACGGGAAUCGUGCCCAAGAUGGCGAUCCGGUUCACAUCGUUUGAGGCGUACAAGCAAAUGCUAGCAGACAACAACGGCAUCGUCUCGGGCAAGGCGACCUUUCUGGCGGGUCUGGCGGCGGGUGUCACCGAGGCCGUGGCCGUCGUCACCCCCAUGGAGGUCAUCAAGAUUCGGCUGCAGGCGCAACACCACAGCAUGGCCGACCCGCUCGACAUACCAAAGUAUCGCAACGCCGCGCAUGCCCUCUACACGGUGGUCAAGGAGGAAGGCGCCGGCGCCCUGUACCGCGGUGUUUCUCUGACCGCCCUGCGUCAGGGCAGUAACCAGGCCGUCAACUUUACCGCUUACACAUACUUCAAGGAGGCCCUAAGGCGCUACCAGCCCCAGUACGAUGGCGGAAACCUGCCUGGCUGGCAAACAACCGUCAUCGGUCUUGUCAGUGGUGCCAUGGGUCCUCUGAGCAAUGCCCCCAUUGAUACCAUCAAGACGAGACUGCAAAAAAUGCCAGCAGAACCCGGUGUCAGCGCCAUGCAAAGAAUCACCAAGAUUGCCGGAGAAAUGUUCAAGCAAGAAGGCUUCCACGCAUUCUACAAAGGCAUUACACCCAGAAUCAUGCGUGUCGCCCCUGGCCAGGCCGUGACAUUUACCGUAUAUGAAUACCUCAAGGACAAGUUGGAGCGAAGCGGGCCCAGCAAGUUCUUCGGCGGCAAAUACGAGGAGUAG
Messenger RNA from Pestalotiopsis fici W106-1, 972 nucleotides. RefSeq names its product Succinate/fumarate mitochondrial transporter. The record is from RefSeq and is a predicted model, not a curated record. The transcript is spliced from 4 exons. NCBI's taxonomy places the organism in Eukaryota, Fungi, Ascomycota, Sordariomycetes, Amphisphaeriales, Sporocadaceae. Bases 1 to 972 code for a protein of 323 amino acids. Gene Ontology annotation, biological process: succinate transport; fumarate transport; transmembrane transport.